GCGCCGAAGCGGCUCCUCAGCGUUUGCGCCGGCGGUCGCAGCUUCUGGCUGGGCUUCCUUUUCCUUUGACUCUCGGCUCGGCGGCGCCAGCCUUCUUCGCGGUACUCCGCCUCAUCCUUCCCGCCGUCCCUUCCUCGUCUCCCUUCUUCCUCCUUUCCCUCCUCGCCUCCGCCGCCACCGCCCAGACCGCCGGCCGGGGGGCGAGCUCGGGGCAGCAGCCAGGAGUUUCCUAGCCACAUAACCUUCAGAACUGAAACAAAACAACAUAGUUCCUGGAGCACCUCUUUUUAAGGUAGAACUUUAGACUUCAUAGCACUGAAAGCUGUUUACCUGCAGUUGUUCACUUUUGUUGAAAGUGACCAUGUCUCAAGUUCAAGUGCAAGUUCAGGACCCAUCUGCAGCUCUCUCAGGGAGCCAAGUACUGAACAAGAACCAGUCUCUUCUCUCACAGCCUUUGAUGAGUAUUCCUCCUCCUACUAGCUCUCUGCCCUCUGAAAAUGCAGGUAGACCUAUUCAAAACUCUGCUUUACCCUCUGCAUCUGUUACAUCCACCAGUGCAGCUGCAGGAAGUGUGACCCCUACUGUAGAGCUAAAUGCACUGUGCGUGAAACUUGGAAAAAAACCAAUGUAUAAGCCUGUCGACCCUUACUCUCGGAUGCAGUCCACCUAUAAUUACAACAUGAGAGGAGGUGCUUAUUCCCCAAGGUACUUUUACCCAUUUCCAGUACCACCUUUACUUUAUCAAGUUGAACUUUCUGUGGGAGGACAGCAAUUUAAUGGGAAAGGAAAGACGAGACAGGCUGCGAAACAUGAUGCUGCUGCGAAAGCUUUGAGGAUCCUGCAGAAUGAGCCCCCACCUGACAGGCUGGAGGUGAAUGGAAGAGAAUCGGAAGAAGAAAAUCUCAAUAAAUCUGAAAUAAGUCAAGUGUUUGAAAUUGCACUUAAACGGAACUUGCCUGUGAAUUUUGAGUCUUUCCCUCUAAAACAGGUUGCCCGGGAGAGUGGCCCACCCCACAUGAAGAACUUUGUGACCAAGGUGUCAGUUGGGGAGUUUGUGGGGGAAGGUGAAGGGAAGAGCAAGAAGAUUUCAAAGAAAAACGCUGCUAUAGCUGUUCUAGAGGAGCUGAAGAAGUUGCCGCCCCUGCCUACAAUCGAGCGAGUGAAGCCCAGAAUAAAAAAGAAAACAAAAUCCAUGGUCAGGAGCAGCCCAGAAUAUGGCCAGGGGAUGAACCCAAUCAGCAGAUUGGCCCAGAUCCAGCAGGCAAAAAAGGAGAAGGAGCCAGAAUACAUGCUCCUCACAGAGCGAGGCCUCCCACGCCGCAGGGAGUUUGUGAUGCAGGUGAAGGUGGGAAAUCAUACCACAGAAGGAGCGGGCACCAAUAAGAAGGUGGCCAAACGCAAUGCAGCCGAGAACAUGCUGGAGAUCCUUGGUUUCAAAGUCCCGCAGGCUCAGCCCACAAAACCAGCCCUCAAAUCAGAGGAGAAGACACCAGUAAAGAAACCAGGGGAUGGAAGAAAAGUUACCUUUUUUGAACCUGGCUCUGGGGAUGAAAGUGGGACUGGCAAUAAAGAGGAUGAGUUUAGGAUGCCUUAUCUUAGUCAUCAGCAGCUGCCCGCUGGAAUUCUUCCUAUGGUGCCUGAGGUCGCUCAGGCUGUAGGAGUCAGUCAAGGACAUCACGCCAAAGACUUCACCAGGGCAGCUCCAAACCCUGCCAAGGCCACGGUAACUGCCAUGAUAGCCCGUGAAUUGUUGUAUGGGGGCACCUCGCCCACAGCCGAGACCAUUUUAAAGAAUAACAUCUCUUCAGGCCACGUACCCCACGGACCUCUAACAAGACCCUCUGAGCAGCUGGAUUAUCUUUCUAGAGUCCAGGGAUUCCAGGUUGAAUACAAAGACUUUCCCAAAAACAACAAGAACGAAUUUGUAUCUCUUAUCAAUUGCUCCUCUCAGCCACCUCUGAUCAGCCAUGGUAUUGGAAAGGAUGUGGAGUCCUGCCAUGAUAUGGCUGCACUGAACAUCUUAAAGUUGCUGUCUGAGUUGGACCAACAGAGUACAGAGAUGCCAAGAACAGGAAAUGGACCGAUGUCUGUGUAUGGGAGGUGCUGAACCUUUUCUGGCCACAAGUUAUUAUAAUAUCCCAACAUAUACUGAAAAUACUGAAACUGCUUUGAAAGUUUGGAAUUUCUGAUACCUGCAGUGGGCCGAGAGGCAUGAUGGGUAAAGAACUGGAGGCGGCAGUGGUGAUGAAGGCGGGAACAGAGGCGGCUGUGGCUGUGCACACACGUGCUGUGGUUUGUCCUCACACAGCUGCAGCUGCUGCCAAGUGGCCCUGGCUCAGCUAGGACCCCAGCAGGCCCACACCCGGGCACCUCAGUGCUUGGUUGUGGUUUCUUGUUUUACUUUUUGGCUGUGUGAAAGAAGAAACAGAAAACAGAAAGCACGACCCCUUCUCAGACUGGCUCACUCAGAUGCUUUGGGACAAACCCUGGAGACAGGCCUUAGACCGGCCCUAGAGGUGAAAGCACCAGAGAAAAUCCGAUGCUUCCUACUCAGCACAAACUAGCCUUCCCAGUGUGCUACGGCCCACCGCCUCCCGGGGCGCCCACACCCACCACUGCUCUCUCUUCUCAAAGAGAUACGUAUUCUUAGUUUUAUCAUUAUUUUUGAUUGAAAUGACACUAUAUAAAUUUUCAUUUGAGACUUUCUCAGUUGUAUCUAGUUACAUAGCACAGUUUAGAAACUUGUCUGAGACUGACUUUAUCAGUAGUCUAACCGGCAAAGAUCAUAUCCAUGUGUGUGUGCUUACACAUUUUUGUUGUAUUGGGCUAACCCAGGACCAUUGCAGUGAUGCGGAUGGUGUGAACAGUCCUAGCCUUCUCAGAAACCUUAAUGAAGCUUCCCACAGUUGUGUAAAUUGGACAAUAUAGAAAUUUUAAACUUUAAAUGCUCAUUUGGUUUCUUUUUUAUUUUUGUUAAUGCAAUAGGACUUAAACAAAUGAACUCUGAUCUUUGUUUUAAAGAUUAAGAAAAAUUGUGUGUAUAUACAUAUGUCUGAGGGCACAUAGCUCUCACUACACUACAAGAUAUGAUCUCCAAGUAGUACAUAUCGAACUGCAGAUUGACUUUCCUUGAGUGCUUUAUACUGUUGAUUACAUCUCCAUGUAGGGCUGAAAAUGACCUGUUUCUCACUCAAACUGUGUUGCUUUUGGUGUUGUGUUACUGUGCACAGAGACAUAUGCAGUGAGGUCCUGCAUAUGGUUCCGAUGGGUGCGUGGUAGCCUUGCGAGUUAAGUAUUGCUUUCAUUGUUUACGCUGGAAUUUUUUCUCCCCAUGGAAUGUAAGUAAAACUUAUUAUUUGUCACCAAUAAAUGGUAAUACUAAAUUUCUUUUGUUAAUUUAUUCUCAAAUGCCACUACUGCUAGGUUGGUCCCCUCCCAACCUGUCUCCUACCUUUUUUUAUUUUUAAGAAAAAACAACUUUGUAAUGCUUGUGAUUCCAUUUGGGCAAAAUUCUGAAGAUCUGAAAUACCUUUAUAUCAAACUAUUGAUCAAUAAACAGCUACUAAUGAA
This is a messenger RNA of Manis javanica (Malayan pangolin), 3570 nucleotides long. RefSeq names its product staufen double-stranded RNA binding protein 1 (gene STAU1). Gene Ontology annotation, cellular component: plasma membrane; neuron projection; neuronal cell body. The record is from RefSeq and is a predicted model, not a curated record. Gene Ontology annotation, biological process: protein localization to synapse; intracellular mRNA localization; anterograde dendritic transport of messenger ribonucleoprotein complex. NCBI's taxonomy places the organism in Eukaryota, Metazoa, Chordata, Mammalia, Pholidota, Manidae. Gene Ontology annotation, molecular function: mRNA binding; double-stranded RNA binding.